This is a messenger RNA of Osmerus eperlanus (European smelt), 3947 nucleotides long. It is a transcript of the gene snx25, whose product is annotated as sorting nexin 25. NCBI's taxonomy places the organism in Eukaryota, Metazoa, Chordata, Actinopteri, Osmeriformes, Osmeridae. Gene Ontology annotation, molecular function: phosphatidylinositol binding. Bases 763 to 3645 code for a protein of 960 amino acids. The transcript has 19 exons. The record is from RefSeq and is a predicted model, not a curated record. Gene Ontology annotation, cellular component: endosome.
AUGACCUAGUGUGGCAUCAUCAUCACACAGCUGAGUCUGUGGACCCUAUUGGAUAGAUAUUUAGGAAUACGAAUUUCCCUUUUUUUUGAUGGCAUUUUUUUUCGAAUGUUCCUGUAUGAGUCCAAUUUAAGUAAUGAUUAAAUGUAGGACAAACGCGUAAGCUUGAGGUAGUAUCUUUUGCUAAGGGUAGCGGGCGAACCGUUAUUAUUGUAUCCUAAGAUAGUACUGUACAGUAAGGAGCUAGCGUAGCGGCAUUAGCUAGCUAGCUACCUUGUAGCCUGCUAUCGAGUGUUAAGCUGAUGGCUACCUAACAAGUACUGCUACGGCUAAAAAACGAUGUUUGUGUGUAAUAUUGUGUACUGUGUAAUAUUAAUCUAGGGCAUCUAUAGUAAUAGUUUGUUUUAUGUGAGACCGGUUAUUUAUUGUGCUUUAUACUUUGAUUCCCCUGUUCUGUGGAAUUCAGACCCGUUUAAUUGGCUCGGAGGUGACUAGCUAGCAAGGUAGCUUUUGCUUGUUUACCUGAAACAACACGGUGGACAUAGUCUGUUCAAACAACAGCACUGCACAACAGACUAUUGGCUGCCGGCGUCUAGGACAUGUUUUUCUUGUGUAUUUCCGAGCAGUUCUGAGGACUAAUCUCCUAUGUCCAUGUCCGAGUGCCUUAUCACUUCGAAAAGGCUCGGUGUGUGGAUGAGGAUUCAGAUGCAAGGAACACCGAGUCUGUCCUCUUGUCUCUGCUGAGGACAUGUCCUUGACAGCAGCAUGCCUUUUGCUGGCAGGAGCAGCAGCACCGGUUCGCCCAUGUCGAGCGCGGUGUCUGUCGGGUCGUCUGUCCUCAUCUUGACUGCGUUCUUCGUAGGAAUCUUCGCUCUGCUGUUCCAAUUUGGAUAUGGGGGGCUGACCGUCACCUCAUUUUUUCUGAAGCUGUUCAUCUACGUGUCCUUCGCCUUGCUCUGCUUUCUGCUCGGGAGCAUCGUCUCGCUCAUGAGAAAAAGCCCCCCCAAAAUCAGCAGAUUUGACAUCUCCAAGAGACAGUCCACCUAUCUGUUGGAGCUGUUCAACAAGCUAAUGGGCCGUUUCUCUGUGCCUCUGAUGGAGUCCUCACAAACCAGGAGGGUGGUGGUGUCCCACAACGUAGACAAGGCCUUGAAGGAGGUGUUUGACUACAGUUACCGUGACUACAUCCUGUCGUGGUACGUCCCUCUGAGCCGAGACGAGGGCCAGCUGUUCCAGAUGCUGACCGAGGACUUCUGGGAGAUGAGCCGUCAGCUCCGGGGUCGGCUGGCCAACAUGGACCUGGUCAACCUGGUCUGCAACGACACCGUCAAAACCCUCCACACGCACUUCUGCGACUUGAAGAUCGCAAGCUCCAGACUGGAGGACCCGCCCAGGCCGUUCCUGCUCCACCCCUGCCUGCGGAGCCCCGAGGAGGAGCAGAGGUUCCUGCGCUGCUGCGCCCGUCUGCUGCUGCUGUGCCUGCUGCCUGCCCGCGACGCCCGCUCUCACAGCCUCCGAGUGGUGCUGGUCGAGGUCAUCACUACCAAAGUGCUCAAGCCCCUGGUGGAGGUGCUGAGCGACCCAGACUACAUCAACCGGAUGCUGCUGUCCCAGUUGGAGCAGCGGGAGCAGCAGGCGGAGCACCACAAGAAGGCCUACACCUACGCCGCCUCCUACGAGGACUUCAUCAAGCUCAUCAGCUCCUCCUCCGACGUGGACUUCCUCAAACAACUCAGGUACCAGAUCGUAGUGGAGAUAAUCCAUGCCACCACCAUCAGUAGCCUCCCUCAGCUGAAGAAGCAGAAAGAGAGGAAAGGCAAGGAGACUGCAGCCAUGAAGGCCGACCUGCUGCGGGCCCGAGACAUGAAGCGCUACAUCAACCAGCUGACCGUGGCUAAGAAGCAGUGUGAGAAACGCAUCCGCCUGCUGGGGGGGCCCAACUACGAGCAGCAGGAGGAGGGGGCCGCCGAGGACGGGGAGGGGCCCCAGAGCCAGAAGAUUCUGCAGUUCGAGGACAUCAUGUCUAACCCAGUUUACAGGGAACACUUCCGGGUAUACAUGGAGCGUGUCGACAAGAGAGCUCUCAUCAGCUUCUGGGAACUGGUGGAGACACUCAAAUCAGCCAACAAGAGCGAGGUGCCCCAGCUGGUGGGAGAGAUCUACCAGAACUUCUUUGUGGAGAGCCGUGAGAUCCCCGUGGACAAGGUCCUGUACAAGGAGGUGCAGCAGACCCUGGUGGGCAACAAGGGCACCGACGUGUUCCUGCGUCUCCAGGGAGACGUGUACGAAACCAUGAAGGAGCGCUUCUACCCCUCCUUCCUGGUCAGCGACCUCUACGACCGGCUGAUCCGCCGCGACGAGCAGCGCAGCUCCUCUCAGUCCAGCACCGAGGGCAAGGAGGAGGGGUGCCAGGAGGUGGAUGGGGCUGAGGAUCUGAUAGAUGAGGGCAGCAAGGGCAUCAAUGAGCAGGCCAGCUACGCUGCCACCAAACUACGGCAGCUCUACGACAAACUGGAGUACAAACGCCAGGCGCUGGGAUCCAUCCAGAAUGCUCCCAAACCUGACAAGAAGAUUGUGGUUAAGCUGAAGGAGGAGAUCGGAGCGAUGGAGAAGGAGCACAGCGACCUGCAGAUGCACAUCUCCAGGACCGACUGGUGGUGUGAGAACCUGGGGUCCUGGAGAGCCGUCAUCACCGGGGCCGAGCCAGCGGAGGAGGGCGGGGAGACGCUGGCGUGUUACUGCGUGUCGGUCAGCCUGCUGGAGGGAGACGAGGCCCCCAACAGCCGCUGGAGCGUCAACAGGAAGCUGACAGAGUUCCAGAUCCUCCACAGGAAGCUCACCGAGUGCUUCCCCUCGUUGAAGAAGGUCCAGCUCCCCUCCCUCAGCAAGCUGCCGUUCAAAUCCAUCGACCAGAAGUUCCUGGAGAAGUCCAAAAACCAGCUCAACACCUUCCUCCAGAGGAUGCUGACGGACGAGAGAAUGUGCCAGAGCGAGGCGCUGUAUGCCUUCCUAAGCCCCUCCCCCGAGCAUCUUAAAGUCAUUGACAUCCAGAAGAAGUCAUCCUUUUCCCUCGCCUCCUUCCUGGAGAGACUGCCUGGUGACUUCUUCUCUCACCAGGAGGAGGAGGCAGAGGACGACAGCGACCUGUCUGACUAUGGAGACGAGGCUGACGGCAGAAAGGAUGCCCUGGCCGAGCCCUGCUUCAUGCUCAUAGGAGAGAUCUUCGAACUCCGAGGCAUGUUCAAGUGGGUCAGGAAGACUCUCAUUGCACUGGUUCAAGUCACGUUUGGACGCACCAUUAACAAGCAGAUCCGGGACACGGUACACUGGAUCUUCAGUGAGCAGAUGCUGGUGAGCUACAUCAACAUAUUCCGGGACACAUUCUGGCCCAAUGGGAAGCUGGCGCCUCACAACAAAGUCCGUACUGACUCGGAGCGUCGCGAGACCAAGGAGCGGGCCCAACAGAAGUUGCUCGACAACAUCCCAGAUGCUCUGCAAAACCUGGUUGGCCAGCAGAACGCUCGGUACGGCAUCAUCAAGAUCUUCAACGCUCUCCAGGAGGCCAGUGCCAACAAACAUCUGCUCUACGUCCUCAUGGAGAUGGUGCUGAAGGAGAUGUGUCCUGAGAUGGAGAUAGAACAGAUCUGAACAUACACCACCAAUAGACACACACUCUACUUCAAACUUCCUAACCAACACAGUCAGGCACACACACACACACACUUACAAACAUACACACAUGAUCCCACACUCGGUGGAAAUGUAAAUGCGGCAGAGCUGGUAUAGAUCCAGGUGUGUGUGUGUGUGUGUGUUGGCUGUUCCUGUAUUUAUUUUCUGAGCACCGUUAUCUGAUGCACUUGAUGCUCUAGAGCUGAAUUAGGGAGACGCUCUGUACAGGGGUCUUUUUCUCCAACUUUCCGUUGCUAUGUUAGAACGACCAAUGAGAUCAA